AUUGCGCUCUAGUUCCAAACUUCGCGAGACUAGUCGUGCUUUGACGUCAUCAUAAAAUGGCUACUCAAUCAAAGGGAUUAUAAGAACAACACCUGGUAUUCUCAACCAAACAAUAACGUUAUUAUAAAGGGCAGUUUGGCUCUGGCACGAAGCAGUGAUGUUACAGCAGGCCCACAGCGAGCACCUGUUGGAGCAGCUGCGUUGGCAGCGGGAAAGCAACGUUCUGUGUGACAUCACGGUCGUUGUGGGCGACACACUGUWCCAAGCGCACCGUAAUGUCCUGGCGGCGUUCAGCGGGUUCUUCUCGGCACUGCCUGACAGAGGUCACCGGGUCAUGACCCUUAACCCUGAGUUUGUCAGUGAGCAGGCCCUGGACACCCUGCUGAAAUACAUCUAUACUGGAGAACUACACACUGACAGUGAGGGGUCUGAGGCCGUGCUGAGAGCAGCAGUGUUCCUGGGGAUGAGGGAGGCGGAGCGUCUCCUGAUAGACAAGACAGACAGCCAACAGGAGACGAGGAUAGAGUCAGCCCCACACACCCCYUCCGCUCCCUCACCCUCCUUCCCUCUCUUACCCCCCAGCCCAGAGGUAAUYGAACCUCUGUCCUGCCUUUCUGGAGUGGGCUCUGUAGAGAAGGAUGAGGAGAGGAAAGGAAUGAGGGGGGAGGAGGAAGAGAGGGAAGAUCCAGAGUACACCCCUCCCUCCCCAAGCCCCUCAACAUCCCCCCGGAGAGGAGCCAGGAAGAGGAAGGGAAGAAGGCCCAAGGCCACACCUAGAAACCAGACCUCACCUGGAAACCAAACCUUGCCAAGUAACCAAACAUCAGCUAGCCAUGACGACAUACCAGAUGACACAAAAGUCACCCAGCCCCAGAGGGGGAGGGGGAGGGGCAGGGGGAGAGGCAGGGGGAGAGGAAGGGGAAGGGAUCUGUCGUUAGAAGCGUCAGACCCUCAGAUCGUUGAGGAGAACCAGACAGACCUCAGCCCAUCGUCACUGAAACUUGUCAAGAGGAAGAGGAUGAGUAGUGGAGAGAGGAGAGGAGGAAAGAGAGGGAGGGGCAGAGGAAGAGGGAAACUGAAGGAGAACAGAUUGAGCGAUGGAGAGGGGGAUGAGGGAGAUGAUAAGGGGAAGGCUGGGUUGAAGAACCAACAGGUGAAAGAGAAGCCGGUGUGUGCGGAGUGUAAAAAAGAGUUCUCUGAGAUCAGUAGUCUGAGGAGACACAUGAGGAUCCAUAAAGGAGUGAAACCUUUCCAGUGUCUCUUCUGUUCCCGAGCCUUCACACAGGGAAACCAGCUCAAGACUCACCUUCGCAUACACACAGGAGAGAAGCCUUUUGCAUGUUCUCAGUGUGACAAGGGUUUUGCCCAGAAGUGUCAGUUGGUGGCUCACUGUCGAAUGUACCAUGGAGAAGAGAAACCUUACACCUGUGAACAAUGUGGGCUGAAGUUCRCUACCUCAUCUAACUACAAGAUACACAGCAGGAAGCACAGUGGAGAGAAGCCAUAUGUGUGUGAACGGUGUGGGAAGGGUUUUGCCCAGGCCAGCACUCUGACCUAUCACAUGAGGAGCCACACAGGAGAGAAACCUUACCAAUGUGACACCUGUGGGAUGGCCUUCUCCGUCUCUUCUUCUCUCUUCACACACAAACGCAAACACACAGGUGAAGCCCCACACGAAUGUCUGGUGUGUCAGAGGGCCUUCAUUACCAAACGAGAACUCAACAAACACUCUCGCAUCCACACCGGUGAGUCUACGUAACGCGCACACGUGAGAACCGACAACGUUGACCUCAUGAAUCUAUCCAAGGGAAAAGAUCAAAUCAAAGUUUUUKGGUCAUGUGCACUGGAUACAGGGUGUAAAUGGUACAGUGAAAUGCUUAGUUACCAGCGCUCCUCAACCGUGCAAUACACAUUUAUAAAACAAAUACACAAGUUAUAAAAAGUAGUAAAAGAAGAAAAUAGUCAUGUUUGCAAUAUAUCACAGUAAGAGUAUACAGUUUAGACUAUGGAAUGUGCUAAAGUGAGGAGUGACAUGGUUGAGCAGCUUAGGUAAAUAAGUAGUAACAGCAACGGAGUGAGUGAGUGACAAGCGCGAAGUGUCCAGCUGUCAAAUCCAUCACUGUCUGUUAGUUAUUAGUAUAUCUACUGUGU
Salvelinus sp. IW2-2015 is the source of this 2151-nucleotide messenger RNA. Its product is annotated as myoneurin-like. The record is from RefSeq and is a predicted model, not a curated record. Gene Ontology annotation, cellular component: meiotic nuclear membrane microtubule tethering complex; chromosome, telomeric region; nuclear outer membrane. Gene Ontology annotation, biological process: spindle localization; actin filament organization; regulation of transcription by RNA polymerase II. Gene Ontology annotation, molecular function: DNA-binding transcription factor activity, RNA polymerase II-specific; dynein complex binding; protein binding. Lineage: Eukaryota; Metazoa; Chordata; Actinopteri; Salmoniformes; Salmonidae.